GGCCACAUGAUGCAGGUGGGCUUUCUAAAUGUGCGAGCAAAUAACGCUGCUUCGUCUGCUGGUGCACCAGCUGCACCGUCCAGCAUGAGACCACCCAGGAUCGGCGCUUCAUCCUCUUCUUCGUCUGCUGCCUUUGGUUCAUCGAAAAAUGCUUUUCUCGCCGACGCAGUAGAGGCGCACAAUAUCAUGACGAGGAAACAACAACUACAAGCCAAUGACACCAAGAAGAAAAGCAGCAAGCAGGCUGCACUAUCACAAGUGGUAAAAAUCUCCAAAGAAGAUCUAGCUAUUGCGGCAGGUGAUCUAGUAGGCCAGCAGCAACUUCCACCACCCAAGGGUACUGGCAGGGACGUAGCAAAUAAGGGGAAGAUGGUCGUGCAAAAUCAAGGCCGAAAUAGAAAUCAGCGGUCGAACAAAAAUAAGAUGAGCCUCCACGAGCAAAGUGAAGAAGAAUUCUCCGGAAUGGACGACAUGAUGGUACUUGAGAACAAAUUUGCCCCGCAGAUGGGCAAUAAUUUCACAGAAAACCACGCCGCGAAACAGGUUUUGCAAGGCCAAGGGGGCCAAACCUCUUCGCUCCUGAGCGAUCCGUUCAACACAACCGAUCUGGUUCUCGGGAACAGUCCAGCUCCUGGGGGUGCAGCUUCGAGUCGACAGCGAGUGGCAACACAACCAGACCCAAAUCUCGAAGACAAUAAUUCGACAUUGGUUUUUGAUCGCGGAGGAGCCUCGUCGUUUUCUAAAAAACGUGCUCUUGGACAAGGUGAACAGGAUCAGGAUUUGUACGGUGACGAUAUGUACGACGACGAUAUCUACGAUUACGACGACGAUUUUGAACAAGCUCAACGGGUCGUGAAAAAUUCUGUUCCGGCACAGAACCUCAAAAGGCAGAAACAGGGCCCCCGUGGAGGUCGGAAUGGAGCUGCUGCCAAAAAGAGCAGGUAUGACCACAACAAACUGCAGCUGGCGGCAGACAUACGAGAAGCGUUUGGUGGUGCAGGCGAUGAAGAUGAAAGUGAUGAACUGAACGCCAAUGGCAAUGCGGACCAUUUCUACAACUACAACG
Molecule: messenger RNA, 1066 nt
Organism: Amoebophrya sp. A120
Lineage: Eukaryota; Dinophyceae; Syndiniales; Amoebophryaceae
Source: the annotation of a GenBank genome assembly